Colletotrichum graminicola M1.001 is the source of this 441-nucleotide messenger RNA. RefSeq lists its product as uncharacterized. The record is from RefSeq and is a predicted model, not a curated record. The transcript has a single exon. Lineage: Eukaryota; Fungi; Ascomycota; Sordariomycetes; Glomerellales; Glomerellaceae. Bases 1 to 441 code for a protein of 146 amino acids.
AUGGCCUCCGACCUCCUCGAGCAGGCCACCGCCAUGGCCGACCUCGACCAGACCGAGAUCUGCCAGCUCAAGCAAGCCCUGGCGCAGGCGCAGGCCAAGAUCAAGCGCCUCGAGGAGCUCAAGGAGCUGGACCAGACCGAGAUCGUCAUCGCCCAGGCCCGCGUCGAUGAGCUGACCAAGCUCGUCGAGUCUCUCCAGGGGCAGAUCGGCUGUGCCGAAGAGGACAAAUCCCAUGAUGGUGGUGGAGUUCAACAGGAUCCCCAGACCAACGGCGUCCACGUCGACAUCCACCCCGACCUUGACUCCCCUGUCGAGGACGAGGGUGUCGGUAUCAAUCUCAACGGCUUGGACAUUGACGACACUGCUAAGAACGGCCAGCUCUCUGUCUCGGACAGCGGCUUUGAGGGGUACGGCUCCGAUGACGAUUCGGACUUCGCCUAG